GAAAAAAUUGAAAUGAAUCGCAAAUAGUCCGUACUUUUUCGCUAGUUUUCGUGAAAAAAAUCGUGUUUUCAUUGUGCAUUGUGUGUUUCCAAGUCAAGCGGCGGUACACGAUGACGAUCGAGGACAGGGUGGUGGCCCGCCUUAACAAGGAGCUGGGCGCGGACUUCGGAGCGCUGAAAAAGAACGAAGCGCUACUGCAGACCUUCCAGACCGACUUGGAACGUCUGGCCGGCAGGAUCGACUUGUCCGAUGAAAGCUGCAUGCCGGAACUGAAGAAUGCGAUCCAGUCGUGCUCGUGGAAGCACACGGAACUGGAGGAAGCGUCCGAUAACCUGGAGGCUUUCGAGGAAAAGCUCUUGCAGAGGAUCGAACGGCACAAGGAAGUGCUGGAACGAAUCGAUGGGCAUCUGAAGAAAAUAUCCAAUCUGGAGAACAUGAAGGAAUAUUACAUGAUUUUACUGGACGUUCAGAACAUUAGUCAGGAGCUGACGGUUUCCAUCAACGGGAAGGACGAGAAUAAAACGAUCAGUUUGUAUGUGGCCUUGAGUGGGAAUUCCAACAGCAUUCUGGACAGGUUGGCUGGGUUGGAUUGUCCCCAUCUGAAGAUGUACGCACGGAACACCGCUUUCUAUUGGCACGAUAUUUUGAAGGAGAAAUUUUCGAAGGAAUUUGAGGCAAUACUGAAAGCAAUUAAGUGGCCCAACUUGAACCAAUCGCUGGAAGUGUUCAACCCUUCCAAGGAGAACCUGAACAAGUUGUCCAUUCUGGCGGAGUAUCUCUUCCUAGUGAAGGUCCCUGGCGAUCAGAAUUUGCUGAGUGUUAAACUUACGCCGUCGAUAAUUUGUCCUCCGAUUAUGGCCCCGAAUGAGUUGCUGCUGAAGCCGUUCCGAUUGAGAUUUGCGUUCCACUUUUCCGGUAACAAACAAACGAACCGACUGGAUAAACCGGAAUGGUACUUUACGCAGAUUCUGUCGUGGGCCAAGGAGAACCAUGUGUUUGUAGGGCAAAACUUUCAAACGCCCGCCAUCAAGGCAGGGGCUGUGAAUCAUAACGUUAGGCUGGAAUUCAUUCGAGGAUUGGUUCAGCUGGCCAUUGAGAAACUGGUCGAAGACAUCGAUAGCAUCUGCCAAGAUGAGGCCUUGUUUGGCCACUUGAUCGAUGAAGUGCUCUCAUUCGAGCAGGAAUUGAAAUCUACCCUCGGAUAUCCGUCGAGUUUCUCAAGUGCCGUGUCGGUCCUGAUUCAGGCCAAGUAUCUGGUCAAGUGGAUGGCAAUCGAAGAGAAGUUUACCACCGACAAAAUGGACGCAAUGUUGAAGAGCGAGGAUCCUUGGAGAUUCCUUGAUCCAGCCAAUUUGGACGAUAUGAAAAUCCCAAGAUGUGCUGACCAGUUCAUUAGGCUGUUGGAUGCAAUCCGGGAGCGGUACUGUUCCCUCCCGCAACCUGGUCAGCAGUUGCAGUUUCUCGAGUUGCAGCUUGAGCUGAUCGACAACUUCCGCCGUCGGUUGGUUCAGCUGCAUAACAGUCCCGGUCCGGAUUGUGUCAGUUCGACCAAAAUCCUGAACGCCAUCAAUUAUAUCACGUCAGUCCUUCGGGAGUGGGGAGAAAACGUGCAUUAUCUGCACUUGCAUGCCGCUCUGUAUGGUCCGCAUGCCGAUGAAAUAAGUUCCGUGUUUGACAAAACGAUUGAAGAGUUGGACCAUUGGCAGAGGGCUUUGGUGAAGGAUCUCGCGUCUCGGGUGGUGGACGACGUGAAGGCAAAAUCCCGCUCCUAUCGGCAUGAUGUUUGGCCCACCAUGAACCAGCUGGACACGAAGGAAACGUUCAUGCUUUCGGCCAGCGCCAGCGAGAUGUUCCAGGUGUUGGUGAACCAUUUGCACAGCCUGGAGGCAGAACUGUCGGCGAAUGUAUUCUCGAUUGUGAUUCGGUUGAUCGCUCUGCAUCUGGACGAGUGGUUCAUCGAUGGGAUGGUGAUGAAUACGAAGUUUUCCACCGGCGGAGCGUUGCAGUUUCAGUUCGAUAUGACGAGGAAUCUGUUUGCCCUGUUGGGCCAGUAUGCCCGGAAGCCGAGUUUGCUGUUCAAGAGAAUAAACGACGCUUGCACAUUGCUGACAAUGCCGUUGGGGUCGGCAAUGUUGCUACAUGAAACUCUCGGUUCAAACAACACGGAGCAAACGGAGGACGCAGUGAGGAACACGCUGAAAGAGGUAGGAUUAUCUAUAUUGAGCAAGUCAGCCGUUGCUGAAAUACUAGAAAGGCGAAACGAUAUUUUCGUAUCCUAAACCUGAUUAGAGGUGGAGUUUGGGCGUCAAUUUGAUACAUUACGAACGUUUAGGUAUAUAGUAUAUUAAUAUUGUGUUGCGAAAAAUAAACCAUUG
Molecule: messenger RNA, 2375 nt
Organism: Ochlerotatus camptorhynchus
Lineage: Eukaryota; Metazoa; Arthropoda; Insecta; Diptera; Culicidae
Gene: Rint1
Product: RAD50 interactor 1
Exons: 3
Coding region: 111-2279 (722 amino acids)
Biological process (GO): endoplasmic reticulum to Golgi vesicle-mediated transport; regulation of ER to Golgi vesicle-mediated transport; retrograde vesicle-mediated transport, Golgi to endoplasmic reticulum
Cellular component (GO): Dsl1/NZR complex
Source: RefSeq, a predicted model, not a curated record